Molecule: messenger RNA, 753 nt
Organism: Cuculus canorus (common cuckoo)
Lineage: Eukaryota; Metazoa; Chordata; Aves; Cuculiformes; Cuculidae
Product: MAD2L1-binding protein
Biological process (GO): regulation of exit from mitosis
Cellular component (GO): nucleus
Source: RefSeq, a predicted model, not a curated record
AUGGCGCUACCGGAGGCGCCCCCGCCACGCCGAGUUCCGCGGCUGUCGCGUCGUCUCUCCGCCGCGGAAAGAAGGCGCUCGGGGAGGCCCUCCCGCCGCGGCGCAAGGCCCGACGGGAGUUGUAGUCCCGUGAGCCGCCCUGCCCGCCUGCCGCCGCCCGGCGGGAUCCAGCGGGCGAACUACACUGCCAGUGGGCGCCCGGAUGUCUUCUCUCGGGACGUGAAAACAUCCGAUGAGAGCAAGAAGCCACCCCCCCUAGACCCGGCAAGCAAGAUGCAGCAGCUGCUGAUGGAGUUAGAGGAACUGUUCCAGCACAUGGAAGUAAUGUUUAGUUUGACAUGGGUUCCUCAGGCUCUUUUUCUGCUUGGAGGCAAAGUUCUAAGCCCUGAGGAGCUCUAUGGACUCAACUUCGAGACUAUCUAUGAGGGCAGUGCUGAGAAGAGCCUGGAUACUGCAUCCUGUGUUCGCAAGCUUUUUCACUCCCUCUUUGUUGCGGAUGUCUUCAGUGAACUCAAGGAUCUGCCUGUCGUGGGCACUGUUGUCGUGCUCCAGGGGCACUGCCCUUGUGGUGUUGACCGGUUCUGGCCUAAGCUCAACUAUGAAGUGCCGACACGAGGAAGGAAACUGACCAUGAACUUGUGGUGUGAUGGAGGCGUCCACAUAAGCCCCUCACCUCAUCAGCAUAUGGCUUCUACUUGGGAGGACUACAUCUGGUUUCAAGCACCGGUGACCCUCAAAGGCUUUCAUGAAUGA